Molecule: messenger RNA, 1770 nt
Organism: Macadamia integrifolia
Lineage: Eukaryota; Viridiplantae; Streptophyta; Magnoliopsida; Proteales; Proteaceae
Product: E3 ubiquitin-protein ligase RGLG3
Exons: 12
Coding region: 288-1469 (393 amino acids)
Source: RefSeq, a predicted model, not a curated record
GGUGAAGGAGAGUCAAAUUGCAUGUGGAUUAGUUGGAGUGGUCAACAUGUGAAAUGUGAACAAAAGAAAUUCCAAGAAAUCCAAACUGGGAGCCAGGGGAGAUUAUAUAGAUUUACUUAUUCAUUAUGAACAAUUCAUUACGUCCAGUUCACCACAACAAUAACUACAGCUUGGAGACCUUUCUUAUAUCAAGGUUUUGAACCAGUUGAAUCGCUCGUUGUCUGCGAUCCGAAUUUUUACUUACCAUCAGGAUUAUUUCAUUACCUAGUUGUAGCUAUUCUCUCGGUAUGGGAAAUACGGAAUCAAUAGACUAUUCAUAUGAUGAUGAUGAAAUUAUGCCGCAACCUUCUUCUUAUGUUGGGCGUUCUGUGGACCACUACUAUCAGAGCACACGACCGCAAUCCUCUUACAUACCAGAUAGUUUCAGCUCUUUGGAUAAGGUUAUUUCUGCAUUAAGAGAAGCUGGUCUCGAGUCAUCAAAUUUAAUCCUUGGUAUUGACUUUACGAAGAGCAAUGAGUGGACAGGCAAGUAUUCAUUCAAUAGGAGAAGCCUCCAUGCAACUACUGGUAGCGCACCUAAUCCAUAUGAGCAAGCUAUAUCUAUAAUUGGCCGCACAUUGUCUCCUUUUGAUGAGGAUAAUUUGAUACCUUGUUUUGGAUUUGGUGAUGCAUCAACACAUGAUAAGUGUGUUUUCAGCUUCUUUCCUGAUCACCGAUCUUGUAAUGGUUUCGAGGAGGCUCUUGCAAGAUAUAAAGAGAUUGUUCCUUGCAUAAAAUUGUCAGGUCCAACCUCUUUUGCACCAAUUAUUGAUGCAUCAAUUGAUAUAGUGGAGAGAAGCAAUGGGCAAUAUCACGUCCUAGUCAUCAUUGCUGAUGGACAGGUCACGAGGAGUGAUGAUUUGCCACCUGGAAGAUUUAGUCCACAGGAACAAGCAACUAUAAAUUCUAUAGUUGAAGCUAGCCAUUAUCCUCUCUCAAUUAUUUUGGUUGGUGUGGGCGAUGGACCAUGGGAUGCUAUGCAACAAUUUGAUGAUAACAUUCCUCAACGGUCAUUUGAUAACUUCCAGUUUGUAAACUUCACAAAGAUCAUGUCUGAGAACAAGGAAAUGUCGAAGAAAGAAACAGCCUUUGCACUUGCAGCUCUCAUGGAAAUUCCAUUUCAGUAUAAAGCCACACAAAAACUCAGGAUUGUGGAAAGUGGAAGAAGAGGGCCACGUACACAACCACUUCCCCCUCCACGUGAAGUGAUCGAGCAUGAUAAUGCAGUUAGAACAUACCCACACAUGACAAGUUCCCAGUCAGUUGAGCAUGCAUCCCUCAUGGACCAGACCUGCCCCAUAUGCUUGACAAACCCAAAGGACAUGGCAUUUGGAUGUGGUCAUCUGACAUGCAAGGACUGUGGCAUAAGCUUAUCAUUGUGCCCUUUGUGCCGUGAGCCAAUAAUGACCCGCGUGAGACUCUAUUCCUGAUAAAAUUCUCUUUAGCUGCUGCACGCUUGGAAGCUUGUUGCUGAAUUGGAAAAAAAAAAAGUAUUGUAUUAUUCUUCUAUUCCUCUUCACUUAAUCUAUUACUGUACAGUAUCUGGCAAAGGUAUUUGAAGUUUGGUUUUAGAUUUGUAUCUUUAUUUUUGGAUUCAAUUGAUGACCUCAUCAAUAAAUUGUAUUAUUUUUUUUUCCCCCGUCUCCCUCAUAUGAGCAGAUAAUUAUUGAUGUAUAUUACUGUUUGAUCAGCUUUUAAAAUUUUUCCUUCUUGAAGGUGAUUAGAAACCAA